UUGGCCACCGACACUACGAAUCCCCGUAAAGCUCAAAAAUACAAUACAAACUUGGUCCAAAUACUUGUCUUGUUUUACGCGUCAAAUUGUGAGCUAAUUACGUCUUUUAGGCGUCCGUCCCAAAUUAGGUUGGCUUUACAAACGCGGAAAGGUUUGAGAGUGUUUUUAUAGUGUUUUGACAGUAUCGCUUCGCCUUUUUCUAGAGCAGUGUUGAAGUCAGUGAGCGAGCAAGCUAGCUUGUCGUACAAGCUGACAGCAAUGGCUGCAGUCAUUCUAAGUUUCCCGACUCUACACGGUCUAAGGAUUUUCACACAGAAAUUGUCAUGGACCAAAAGAGGAGCGAGACUUAUUUCGGGAGGCAGGGGAAGGAUCGAGAAGGUACUGAUAGCCAAUCGAGGGGAGAUCGCCUGCCGAGUCAUGCGCACAGCAAAGAAGAUGGGCGUCCGCUCUGUGGCUGUGUACAGCGAUGCUGACAGCCACUCGAUGCAUGUAGCCAUGGCCGAUGAAGCCUACCACAUUGGGCCGCCUGCCUCCCAGCAGAGUUAUCUCAACAUGGAGAAGGUUUUGGAAGUGGCCAAGAAAUCUGGAUCACACGCAGUCCACCCUGGUUACGGCUUUCUGUCUGAAAACACAGAGUUUGCAGAGGCUUGUAAACAAAAUGGAAUCAUCUUCAUUGGACCGCCAUCUUCUGCCAUCCGGGACAUGGGCAUUAAGAGCACAUCCAAACACAUCAUGUCGGCUGCCGGCGUGCCAAUCAUCGGAGGCUACCACGGCGAUGACCAAUCAAAUGAGAGACUGCGAGCGGAGGCGGAAAAGAUUGGCUACCCUGUGAUGAUCAAAGCGGUCCGCGGAGGGGGUGGCAAGGGGAUGCGCAUUGCACGGUCCGACUCUGACUUCUUGGAGCAGUUGGAGUCUGCGAGACGAGAAGCCAGGAAAUCCUUCAAUGAUGAUGUCAUGCUGAUCGAGAAAUUUGUGGAGGAUCCCAGACAUGUUGAAGUUCAGGUGUUUGGGGACAUGCACGGGAAUGCCGUCUACCUGUUUGAGAGGGACUGCAGCGUCCAGAGGAGACAUCAGAAGAUCAUCGAGGAAGCGCCAGGACCUGGCAUCAAUGCUGAGGUUCGCAGAAAACUUGGUGAAGCAGCUGUGAGAGCGGCAAAGGCCGUCAACUACGUCGGAGCAGGCACAGUCGAGUUCAUCAUGGACGCCCGGCACAACUUUUACUUCAUGGAGAUGAACACGAGGCUGCAGGUGGAGCAUCCCGUCUCUGAGAUGAUCACCGGCACGGACCUGGUGGAGUGGCAGCUCAGGGUGGCGGCGGGGGAGCGCUUACCUCUGCUUCAAGAUGACAUCAUGCUCAGAGGUCACUCCUUUGAGGCGCGGAUUUAUGCGGAGGAUCCCAACAACGACUUCCUCCCAGGGGCGGGGCCUCUGCUACAUCUCUCCACGCCUCCGCCAGACCAGCACACUCGCAUCGAGACCGGAGUCCGAGAAGGAGACGAGGUGUCCGCUCACUAUGACCCAAUGAUAGCAAAGCUUGUGGUGUGGGGGGAGGACCGCCGUGCUGCCUUACAGAAGCUGCGCUACAGCUUGAGGCAAUACAAUAUUGUCGGUCUGAGCACCAACAUCGACUUCCUGCUGAGCCUCUCGGGCCACCCGGACUUUGAGGCGGGCAACGUGAGCACCAGCUUCAUCCCUCAGCACUACGCCGAUCUCUUCCCGCCGCCCAAAGCCCCCUCCGGGGCCACCGUCUGCCAGGCGGCCCUGGGCCUGCUGCUGCGCGAGAAGAAAUGCGCAGAGGACUCGGCGGGCACUUCCACAGAUCCUUCCUCGCCAUUUGGCUCGAGUCGCGGCUGGAGGCUGAACACGCGCUUGCACAGGAGCUUGGCGCUACAGCUGGGAGACGAGAAGGUGGUUGUGGUCAUCACGUACAACGAAGACGGGAGCUACACGAUGCAGUUGGGAGAGGAGCUGUUCCAUGUGACGGGGGAGCUGGAGACAGAGGGCGGAGCUUCCUUCCUGCACUCCUCCGUCAACGGCGUCAAGUCUCGACCCAAACUCGUGAUCGUGGACAACAGCGUUCACCUCUUCUCCACGGAGGGCGGCGCUGACGUGUCCGUUCCGCUUCCAAAGUAUCUGGCCGCUGUGAGCGGAUCCGGCGCUCAGGGCGGCGCCGUGGCCCCCAUGACUGGAACGAUCGAGAAGGUGCUGGUGAAGGCGGGCGACAAAGUGAAUGUCGGUGACCCGCUGAUGGUCAUGAUUGCCAUGAAGAUGGAGCACAUCAUCCGGGCACCCAAGGCGGGCGUGAUCGCCAAGGUCUUCUUCAACGAGGGCGCUCAGGCCAAUCGACACGCUCCUUUGGUGGAGCUGGAAGAAGAGGGCGGGGCCGACGAGGAGGGGGCCCAGUAGGUCAACGGAAAA
Hippocampus comes (tiger tail seahorse) is the source of this 2418-nucleotide messenger RNA. RefSeq names its product methylcrotonyl-CoA carboxylase subunit (gene mccc1). Gene Ontology annotation, cellular component: mitochondrion. NCBI's taxonomy places the organism in Eukaryota, Metazoa, Chordata, Actinopteri, Syngnathiformes, Syngnathidae. The record is from RefSeq and is a predicted model, not a curated record. The transcript is spliced from 19 exons. Gene Ontology annotation, molecular function: methylcrotonoyl-CoA carboxylase activity; metal ion binding; ATP binding. Bases 259 to 2406 code for a protein of 715 amino acids.